Danaus plexippus (monarch butterfly) is the source of this 2726-nucleotide messenger RNA. It is a transcript of the gene Vps4, whose product is annotated as vacuolar protein sorting-associated protein 4. Gene Ontology annotation, biological process: endosomal transport; vacuole organization. The record is from RefSeq and is a predicted model, not a curated record. NCBI's taxonomy places the organism in Eukaryota, Metazoa, Arthropoda, Insecta, Lepidoptera, Nymphalidae. Gene Ontology annotation, molecular function: ATP hydrolysis activity; ATP binding. Bases 173 to 1495 code for a protein of 440 amino acids. The transcript is spliced from 2 exons.
UCUUUAUUAAGUCGUUUAUAAAAUAGCAACACUUUAUGUUGUCAUAGAACAAAAAUUGUAAAUGCAAAACGAUAUUUUGUACAGUAUCAUAAUUUGAUUUUAGAAGAACAAGUUAAAGGAAUUUAUCUACUAACAAUAAUACGAAGUACUGGAAUGGUAUAGUAUUUUCAGAAUGGCUUCAUCUAAUACAUUACAAAAAGCUAUUGAUCUUGUCACUAAAGCAACUGAAGAGGAUAAAAACAAAAAUUAUGAAGAAGCCCUACGACUUUACGAACAUGGCGUAGAAUAUUUUUUGCAUGCAGUUAAAUAUGAAGCGCAAGGGGAGAGAGCUAAAGAAAGCAUUAGAGCAAAAUGCUUGCAAUAUUUAGAUAGAGCUGAAAAACUUAAGGAGUAUCUCAAAAAGGAUCGUAAGAAGAAACCAGUUAAGGAUGGGGAAUCAAACUCUAAGAGUGAAGAUAAAAAGAGUGAUAGCGACAGUGAUUCUGAUGACCCAGAAAAGAAAAAGCUACAGGGAAAAUUGGAGGGAGCAAUUGUGGUUGAGAAACCCCAUGUGAAGUGGAGUGAUGUAGCUGGACUUGAAGCUGCUAAGGAAGCUCUGAAAGAGGCUGUCAUUCUACCAAUUAAAUUCCCACAUUUAUUUACUGGCAAAAGAAUCCCAUGGAAGGGAAUAUUGCUUUUUGGCCCACCCGGUACUGGUAAAUCUUACUUAGCCAAAGCUGUUGCUACUGAAGCAAAUAAUUCUACAUUUUUUUCUGUUUCCUCAUCUGACCUUGUAUCUAAAUGGCUUGGAGAAUCAGAGAAAUUAGUGAAAAAUCUGUUUGAGUUGGCAAGACAGCAUAAGCCAAGUAUAAUAUUCAUUGAUGAAAUUGACUCCCUUUGCUCAUCCCGGUCGGACAAUGAAUCUGAAUCAGCUAGAAGGAUCAAAACUGAGUUUUUAGUACAGAUGCAAGGUGUUGGUAAUGACAUGGAUGGUAUCUUAGUACUUGGAGCUACUAAUAUUCCUUGGGUUCUGGAUUCUGCUAUUAGGAGGAGAUUUGAGAAACGUAUUUAUAUAGCUCUCCCUGAAGAACAUGCUCGUUUAGAUAUGUUUAAACUGCAUCUAGGUAACACUCGACAUAUAUUGACAGAACAAGAUAUGAAAACGUUAGCUACAAAAUCUGAUGGAUACUCAGGUGCUGACAUUAGUAUUGUUGUUCGUGAUGCUUUGAUGCAGCCUGUGCGAAAAGUCCAGUCUUCAACACACUUUAAGAAAGUUUCUGGACCUAGCCCCACUGACCCUAAUGUGAUUGUGAAUGAUCUUUUAACCCCUUGUUCACCAGGAGAUGCUGGAGCUAUGGAAAUGACCUGGAUGGAUGUACCAAGUGACAAACUUGCUGAACCGCCUGUAACUAUGUCAGACAUGCUUAGAUCCCUUGCAACAUCUAAACCUACUGUCAAUGAUGAUGACAUGAUUAAAUUGAAGAAGUUCAUGGAAGAUUUUGGCCAGGAAGGAUAAUUAUUUUAAAUUUAAAUUAUUAAGAUUAUGAGAGCACAGUGCCUAUAUUUUUGCUGGAGCAAGAGCUUAAUGUAAUAUUUUGUUUAUUAAUACAUUUAUUUGCUUUUCACUGUCUUGUCAUAUAUGCACUUCAUUAACAAUGUAAUGAAUGAAUGUUAUCUCUUACAGUUUAAGUCUGGAAUGGAAUAAAAUAUAUUUGUUAAGAAAAAAAUAUCUAUACAUUUGAAUAUGUGUAAUGAGUAACUGAGAUAUAUUCUUGUUAUAGUUUCUAGUAGUUUUAGUAAUAUGAGUUUGAUGAAAUAAUAUCCGAUGUUAGUAUAUUAUAGUAAAUGUCAUAAUAAAAUCCUAUGUGUGGAAAAUAACAAAUCUUAUUUAAUUACAGGGUUCAUUAUAUUAUGUGUUCCACACUUCAUUCAAAUUGAAAUUAUAAUAAUACUAAUGGCUUUAUCAUAUGACUUUUAAAUUAAAAUACUUUUGUAUUUUUGCUGUUGACAGAAACCAUCAUAGUAAUUUUAUAUAAAUUGUUUAAUUUCCAGUAGUGUCUAGACUUUUAGCAUAUUCUUAUAUUUUUUUAUUAAGUCCAAAAUUGUGUAUACUUAAGAAAUAAAAAAGCUGAUUAACUGUACAAAAAUAUUAUCAAUUAAAAUACUUCACAUUAGAAACAAUAUUUUAUUUACAGAAUAAAAUAAUACAUCACAUACAAACGUUCAUUUUAUCGCAUUGUUUGAUAAAUUAUAUUGAUGUAGCCUAUUAUUAUUAUGAAAGCAAUAGAUGCUGGUCUUGUUCGGUCAGAGGGAUUAGUUUCUGAAAACAAAAAUAAUAUAAUACUUAAUAUAUAUCGUAGUGAAUAAUAUAAAUUAUUAUUUAUAUAGGUUUUCGGUGAAAUUUUCAAGUUGUCUUAAGUAUUUUAUAGACAAUAAACUGAAUAGACUUAUUAGGUUACCUAUCGUGACAGUUCGCUCCCGCCGAUGGGUUCCAAUGAUGGCAACACAGCGGAUUUUCAUAUGUUGUGUGGCGGGAGCUCGCAACCCGAGAGUCGAUAUCAUUAAACCUUGUGAAGCUUGCUUGCUUUCUAAACUUGUUAACCAGGAACUCUCCGUGACCUUGUGUUAUUAAUAAUAAUAAUAUAAAUAGUUGGAGCAAUUAAUUAAUUGCAUGUCCUUAUGUAUACUUAUAUUAUUAACAUGAUUUAUUAUAAAAUUCAUUAAAAAGUAAAGCGAUAUUUUUUUUA